This is a messenger RNA of Ceratina calcarata, 13620 nucleotides long. Its product is annotated as dynein beta chain, ciliary. The record is from RefSeq and is a predicted model, not a curated record. Gene Ontology annotation, molecular function: dynein intermediate chain binding; minus-end-directed microtubule motor activity; dynein light intermediate chain binding. The transcript is spliced from 66 exons. Gene Ontology annotation, biological process: microtubule-based movement. NCBI's taxonomy places the organism in Eukaryota, Metazoa, Arthropoda, Insecta, Hymenoptera, Apidae. Bases 16 to 13515 code for a protein of 4499 amino acids. Gene Ontology annotation, cellular component: dynein complex.
GAUAGAUGGACAAAGAUGUUGUCGCACGCGGAAUUCAGAGAAAUUCUUAUGAAAUUUUUUACCGUCACUACGGAAAUGGUACUUGUGUUACAAAUAACACCUGCUGGUCUAUUAGUACCACAUCUCGGUAUAACGCCUUCCAAAAGGAAACUGACGUAUUUUAUGAAAAAGAAACCGGAAACGAUUACCGAGGAUAAUUACAAAGACGUGUUGAUACCUGGCGACAUGGCACCGAAUCCUAUCGAGGAAUUAGCCGUGCUCGUCGAAGAUGCAUAUGUACCUAUUUUAUCCAAUCCAAAAAAUCACGUUGGCUGGCCGGAAGUCGUGCGGAAAGAUGUUAAGAAACAAGUGUACGAUCUACGAAGUUUAAUAUGGCAGGUAAAAGGAAAAAUAACGGGACAAACUUUACUACCGAUGCCUAUGGGUAUGGAAGAAAUUUUAAACGCGAAAUUAAAUAAUAAGAGUACCUCUCAACUUCAAUUAAAAAGCAAUAUCGAGGAAAUCGUAAUAAAAUGGGCGUCUCAGAUUAACGAGAUCCUUAAUGAGGAAUUCAAGAGGAAUGGAAAACAAGCCAUAUCUGAAUUGGAUUAUUGGAACAUGAGAUUGAAAAAUAUGGAAUCUCUCUAUUAUCAGUUGAAAGAUUCGAAAGUAAUGCAAUUAGAUACGUUCUUAGAACAAUUGGAGAGCCCUUAUUCUGAGUACUUUAAGAAUUUAGUAAAGAACGUGGCUGCAGCAUUACUUGAAACUAGAGAUAUUAAUCUUUACUUGAAACCAUUGGAAGUCUAUUUCACCGAAAUAGAAGCCAUGGAUUUCAAAGACGUAAUGCCGAAAUUAAAAAUAUUGCUACACUGCGUUUGUUUGAUGUGGUCCAACUCAAAAUAUUACACCAUGGAACGAAUCAUCGCUCUUUUACAAGAGAUUUCAGAUCUGUUAAUUUCUCAGGCAGUGAAAUAUAUAAAUCCAUCAACACUGUUCGAAGGCGACAUCGAAGAAAAUAAAGUGAAGAUAUCUGAGGUGAUGCCGUACCUCAGUAUCUAUCAAGACACUUUCCGAAUGUUCAAAGAAAGAUUAGAUUCUUAUUUCAAGUCACAGGACACAAGUCCUUGGACGUUUCAUGAGAAGUUGGUCUUCGAGAGGAUCCUCAUGUUCGAGAAGAGAUUAAAAGAAAUCGAGGCGUUAUUCGACACAGUACAAGACUAUAUGAAACUAGAAAGGAUAGAGAUGUCUGGUUUAAAGGCCAAAUCGUUGCUUGCUAUGACUAAUGAUAUCUAUGACGAAUUUCUUAGACUCUAUCAUGAAUUUGGAGACGUGCCUUAUGAAGUAUUAAAGCCUGAAGAGACACAAUUCACCGAGGACUUGAAUGAAUUUUUUAGCAAAAUAGAACAGUUUGACCGACGAUUAGCAAGCAUUUUUGACCAAGUGUUUGCCGAGUGCCAUAACAUAGAGGCGUCCUUCAAGUUUAUUUGGAUGAUUGGCGUAAUUGGCAACAGACCUAUAAUCAUGGCGCAAUUAUGGCACAAUUACAAAGAAGUAAUUGACAAAACAAACGUGGCUUUUGAUAACGUGAAGCAAUUAUUCGAUGAAAAUUUCUCAGGCGAAGGAGGCAAGAUGCGUUUGCCACUGGAUGCGUAUAUGCCUCCAGUGGCUGCGUCUUUAUCCUUCUUAGCGAAGUUGCGAGACAGAACUCGUUUCCCAAUUCGCUGCAUGAAAUUAAUCGAUCAUCCUCUAAUUAACGCCACACUAGACAAUGAGCUCAAAAACAAAUACGAAGAAUUGGAGAGGAUUAUCUACGAGAAAGAGAGGGAAAUAUACACUGCUUGGGAAGAGAAGUUGCCUGAAAUUUGGGAGACGCAUUUAUCGAAAACUCUUCUGAUCGUUCACGACAACAAAUUGCUAGAGCUGAAUUUUCAUUCGGACUUAAGGACCGCUUUGCGAGAGAUUCGUUACAUGAUAAUCAUGAAGAUGCCCGACCUUCCUGAGGAAGCUAUGGAAUUUUACAACAGAUCGCAGUUCUUUUUCAACAGCACUUACAAUCUCAAUUUGAUAGUAAACUGGUAUAACAGAAUUCGAAAUGAAAGCGUACCGGUGGAAUUUCAGUUGGUAGAGGAAGAAGUUGAAAACAUCGAAAAUCUAAUUAAUCACGGCCAAGAGAACUAUAAUUGGAAUUCGGAAGAGGUUCCGGAAUACAUCGAGAGCCUGUUGCUACUUACUUGGAAAUUGCAUACCAGAGUCUUUCGGGCGCAGGAGAAUCUGAAGAAUAUUUUGGACAAGAUGUACACGUGGGCUAUGAUGCCGGUCCUUUAUCGUAAAGACGCGAGGGACGAGAAUUUACUGUCACUGGCUGAUAAGGAUGACAAGUUCGCGGAAAGAUACGCGGAAAUCGAAGCGACGGCCGAGGAACUAAAAAAAAUAUUGAAAGAAAAUUAUAAACUGUUUUUCGACUUGCUACCUGAGAGCGCUUACGAAAGAGACGACGCUGAAUUGUUAGAAGACCAGACUGAAGAAAAGAAAGAAGAAGGAGAAGAGGGAGCAGUACCCGAGGAAGGAACCGAGACUGCAUCUGUGAGAUUAGAUGAACAGACAGAUGGAGAUGAAGAAGGGGGAGAAGGUGAAGCAGAAGAGGAGGUAGAAGAGGAAGAAGAAAUCGACGAAGAAACCGCAGCGAUGAGGAAAGAGAAAUGGCAACCUUAUCUAUCUUAUGUAGACAACUUGAUUUCCAAGGGCUUUAUCCAAGCAGUCUCCACGAGUAUUUGCUAUAUUCUCGAUGAAACUGAUCCCGAAGGCGAUCUACUUCCUUCGUUCGAGAUCCAAAUAUGUUUAGAGAAUCCAAGUAUAGUCUUCCGACCAUCGGUGGAUGUGAACGAUCCGGAAGGUUUCUAUAAAAAUUUUGAGACACUUCUACUCGACAUGAUGAAAAUGGCAACUCUUAUCCCACGUGUCGACGCUGAAACGCACGAGGAUCAAGAAGAUUAUUCGACUGACGUUGCCGAGGAGGAGGGUAUCGUAUUUAUGUUGGAAGAAACCUGCAACCGAGUAAAACUCGCAUUAGUGGAAGUAAAGGAACACGCUCAGACGUAUGAGAAAUAUUCAUGGCUGUGGUUAGACGACCGACAAGAAUAUUUGCAAUAUUUCUUAGAAUUCUCAAAGUACGUGAGACCGGAAGACAGAGAGAUGAUCGACCUAGGCCACAUUCCGGAGGAUUUGAAAGAGAAGAAACCGGAGCUCGAGGACUUUAAAAAGGAAAUCGAUUUCUUUUUGGAUCUGUACAAUGAAUGCGAUAAAAUGAAGAACGAAGAGGUUUUUUGUCGGUGGUUGAGACUCGACGUAAAACCUUUUAAGCAGAGCUUGCUGAACACAAUCUGCAAGUGGUCGAACGUGCUAAAGGAUCACUUGGUCAACCGCAUUACUACCCAAUUGCAGGAAUUGGAGAACUUUUUAAAUGCGGCUAUGGACAAUUUCUCUAAGCCCAUUCAGGAGGACGAUUACGAGGGGCUUUUGGAAACGAUAUAUUACUUGAAAGAAGUCAGAGAUCGCCAAUUCGAAAUCGAAGACAUGUUUGAUCCAAUUAAAAAAACGAUAGAGCUUCUGCAGAAUUACGACGUAGUUUUGGAAGAUAAAAUAUUUGAGUGGUUACAAGAGUUGCCGGUUAGUUGGGAAACAUUGAAGAAAGUAGCUGCCCAAGUGAAACAAGUCGUUCAACCUUUAAUGACUCGACAAAUCGAGCUCUUAAAGAAGAGGCUGAGCUAUUAUGAUUUUAAGCAGCAGACGUUUUUGAAAGAGUUCCACGAGAGUCCGGUUUUCGAUCCAGAAAGCAAGGAUCCGUACGAGAAAUUAAAUAACAUACACGAAGAGGUCUUAAAGUUUCUAAGCGAGGAGAAGGAUUUGCAUGCUCAGACCGUGAUAUUCGAGCAAGAGAUGCCCCAGUUCAAAGUGAUCAAACAGAUACAGAAAGAGAUGCAACUUUUGAAAACUGUCUGGGAUUAUGUACACGUGAUUGAAACUUCUUUGAAUGAAUGGAAAAAGACCACGUGGAAGAAGCUCGACAUUGAAUGGAUGGAUCAGGAGUGCAAGAAGCUUCUUAGAGAAUUAAGGCUCGUGGACAAAGACGUGCGUCCUUGGGAAUUGUACGGUAAUGUGGAGGCCCAAGUGCGAAACAUGAUGGCAUCAUUGAGAGCGGUCUCGGAGUUGCAAAAUCCAGCAAUUAGGGAUAGACAUUGGAGAGAAUUAAUGGCCGAGACUAAGGUAGCAUUUAGUAUGACCGAUAAUACUACCUUGGAGGAUUUGCUGAAACUCCAAUUGCACAAAUACGAAGAGGAGGUGAAAAAUAUUGUUGCGAAAGCAGUAAAGGAAAUGGCGAUGGAAAAAAUAUUAAAAGAAUUGCAUGACACGUGGAGUACGCUCGAAUUUGGUAAAGAAUUGCACGAACGCACAAAACUGUACGUCCUGAAAAUCGACGAGGAGACCGUUGAAACUCUGGAGGACAAUCAAGUGCAACUGCAAACUAUGUUGGGCUCGAAAUUCGUCGGCUACUUUCUCGACGAAAUUCUCGAUUGGCAGAAAAAACUGAGCACCGCAGAUUCGGUGAUUAAUGCCUGGUUCGAAGUUCAACGAGCGUGGAUGAAUCUCGAAAGUAUUUUCAUUGCCUCUGAAGAUAUAAGAAGCCAACUUCCCGAAGAGUCAAAACGUUUUGAAAAAAUCGACAGAGAGUUUAAAGAAUUGUUAAAAGAGAUGACGAGCAAUUUGAAUAUCAUCAAAGCUACCAAUCGACCCAAGAUCUUGGAGAAACUGGAAGAGUUGCUGAUACAGCUAAAUGUUUGCGAGAAAGCAUUAGCUGAUUACUUGGAAACGAAAAGAUUGAUUUACCCCAGAUUUUACUUCAUCUCCGCAGCAGAUUUGCUCGACAUAUUAAGCCACGGAAACAAUCCCGAACUGGUUUGCAAACAUUUGUCGAAACUGUACGACUCUAUCGCGACAUUGGAAUGGAAAAUGGACGGUGGGAAGGCGACGAAGCAAGCUAUUGUCAUGAUUGCCAAGGACGGCGAACUGAUGGCUAUUCACGGAAGUUGUGAUUGCAGCGGAAAAGUAGAAGUUUGGUUGAACCAUGUGACAGACGCGAUGAAGAGGUCGGUCAGAUAUCACAUAUCUCAAGCGGUAGCUACGUACGAAGAAAAACCGCGUGAACAAUGGAUCUUCGAUCACUGCGCUCAGCCUGCUUUAUGCGGAACUCAGAUCUGGUGGACUACCGAGGUGAACAUGGCCUUCUUGAGGCUCGAAGAGGGUUUUGAGAAUGCCUUUAAAGACUACCAGAGGAAGCAGAUCAAUCAACUCAACGCGUUGAUAAUGAUUCUCUGCGGGGAGCUAAGUGAGAGUGACAGGAGGAAAAUUAUGACAAUUUGCACUAUAGACGUACACGCCAGAGACGUUGUGGCCAAAAUGAUUUCCAUGAAAGCAGAGUCUUCUUCUAGCUUUCAAUGGCAAUCGCAGCUCAGGCAUAGAUGGGACGACAAAGUUGGAGACUGCUACGCUGAUAUUUGUGACGCGUAUUUUAAGUACGAUUACGAGUACCUGGGGAAUGUUCCGAGACUGGUGAUAACGCCGUUAACAGACAGAUGUUACAUCACUUUGACGCAAUCGUUACAUCUCAUAAUGGGCGGAGCACCUGCUGGACCAGCCGGGACUGGUAAAACGGAAACUACCAAAGAUUUGGGAAGAGCGCUUGGCCAAAUGGUUUACGUGUUCAAUUGCUCCGAACAAAUGGACUACAAGUCUUGUGGAAACAUUUACAAAGGCCUGGCUCAAGUGGGGGCGUGGGGUUGUUUCGACGAAUUCAACCGAAUAUCCGUGGAGGUGCUUUCGGUAGUCGCCGUACAAGUAAAAUCGGUUUUGGACGGAAUAAAGGCCCAUAAACCAACCUUUCAAUUUUUUGGAGAGGAACUUAAUCUCGUGCCUACUGUUGGAAUGUUUAUCACCAUGAACCCCGGCUACGCCGGCAGGACCGAGUUGCCGGAGAAUCUGAAAACCUUGUUCAGGCCUUGCGCCAUGGUAGUUCCGGACUUCGAUUUAAUUUGCGAAAUAAUGCUGGUGGCAGAAGGGUUCCAAGAAGCCAGGCUCUUGGCAAGAAAAUUUAUAACUCUCUACCAACUCUGUCGGGAACUUCUAUCGAAGCAGGACCAUUACGAUUGGGGUCUGCGAGCUAUUAAAUCGGUCUUAGUGGUCGCCGGUAAACUAAAGAGGGACGAUCCUCACAGGGACGAGGAUCAGGUAUUAAUGAGGGCACUUAGAGACUUUAACAUCCCGAAAAUUGUUACGGACGACGUACCCGUCUUCAUGGGGCUUAUUGGCGAUUUGUUCCCUGCUUUGGACGUGCCGCGAAAAAGGGAUUUGGACUUCGAGCAAGUGGUCCGACAAUCUACUUUAGAUUUAAAAUUACAAGCUGAGGACGGUUUUAUAUUAAAAGUCGUACAAUUAGAAGAAUUACUUUUCGUGCGUCAUUCGGUUUUUAUCGUCGGCCUCGCCGGAACUGGGAAAACCGAAGUGUGGAAAACACUUAAUCGAACUUACUUCAAUCAGCAAUUAAAACCGCAUUAUAACGACUUGAAUCCGAAAGCAGUGACUAACGACGAACUGUUUGGAAUUAUUAAUCCAGCCACGAGAGAAUGGAAAGACGGAUUGUUUUCCGUAAUAAUGAGAGAUCAAGCGAACAUGACGGACAACGAUCCGAAAUGGAUCAUUUUCGACGGUGACAUAGAUCCCAUGUGGAUCGAAUCGUUGAAUACCGUUAUGGAUGACAACAAAGUGUUGACUCUGGCUAGUAACGAAAGAAUCGCUUUGACUGAUUCGAUGAGGCUUCUCUUUGAGAUUUCAAAUCUUAGGACGGCGACACCGGCUACCGUUUCCAGAGCUGGGAUACUUUACAUAAAUCCACAAGACAUUGGAUGGUAUCCGUUUGCAAUCAGUUGGAUAGAGACGAGAGAUCCGCCCGAGAGAGCGAAUUUAACCAUUUUAUUCGACAAGUACGUCCCAACGCUCGUAGAGGUAAUGAAGAACAAAUUUAAGAAGAUCACCCCGAUACCAGACAUCUGCCACGUCGAGAUGCUUUGCGUAUUGUUGGACUAUUUUCUGACCAAAGACAACUGUCCAUCAGACGGUCCAAAAGAAUGGAUCGAAAUGUACUUUGCAUUUGCUUGUAUCUGGGCGUUCGGAUCGGCAACUUUCCAAGACCAGUUGAUCGACUGGCGAAACGAGUUCAACAAAUGGUGGCAAAAUGAAUUUAAAACUAUCAAGUUCCCAGUCGGCAGCAACGUCUUCAAUUACUUUAUCGAAGACGACACAAAGAAGCUAAUUCCCUGGUCCGAGAAAAUGAAACCUUUUGAACUGGACGCUGACAUACCACUACAGUCUACUCUAGUGUCGACUGGCGAAACCGCGCGUAUGCACUUCUUCUUGGACGUUUUCGUAGAAGAAUGCGUGCCGGUCAUGUUGAUAGGUGCUGCGGGAUCGGGAAAAAGCGUCAUCAUGGCUGAGAAAUUAGGAUCCCUUCCAGAUGCUUACAACAUCGCAAAUGUACCUCUCAAUUAUUACACCACUUCUGACAUGUUGCAAAGAAUAUUGGAAAAGCAUUUGGAGAAAAAGACUGGUAAAAAUUACGGACCACCCGGAAUGAAAAAGUUGAUUUACUUUAUUGACGAUAUGAACAUGCCGGAAGUCGACACUUACGGAACUGUGCAACCUCACACGCUUAUCAGACAACAUAUUGAUUACAACCAUUGGUACGACAAGACUAAAUUAACGUUGAAAGAAAUUCACAACACGCAAUACGUGUCUUGCAUGAAUCCGACGGCAGGGAGUUUCACGAUUGAUCCUCGCUUACAAAGGCAUUUCGCUGUCUUCGCAGUCAGUUUCCCGACUAUGGAAAAUUUAGUCACGAUUUACAGCCAAAUGCUGGAUCAACAUUUGAUAAAUCCUUUCAACAAAUUUCAUCCAGCACUUACGAAGGUUUCCGAAUCUCUAUUAGCAGCUGCCUUGUUCUGCCAUGAGAAAGUCGCAGCGACAUUUUUGCCUACAGCAAUCAGAUUUCACUACGUAUUUAAUCUACGCGAUCUCUCAAACAUUUUUCAAGGGUUCCUGUUUACGACUGGCGAUACUAUUCCGACAAUGAAUCACUUGAUUCGAGUAUUUGUUCACGAAGCAACCAGGGUGUAUUCGGAUAAAUUAAUCAAUAUGGAAGACAAAAUAUCUUUUACACACAUACUAAAAGAGGCUCUUCGUAAAAAUAUUCCUGAAUUUGAUGAGAAUAUCGUGUUUGCUGAACCACUAAUAUACUGUCACUUCGCCGAAGGACUCGGGGACCCAAAGUACAUGCCAAUCAAGGAUUGGCCGCAACUCACCAAGUUGUUGGAAGAAGCUUUGGUCAAUUAUAAUGAACUGGUUUCAGCGAUGAAUUUGGUUUUAUUUGAGGAUGCAAUGAAUCAGGUUUGUCAGAUAAGUCGUAUAUUAGAGUCACCGAGAGGAAACGCGUUGCUAGUGGGUGUCGGCGGAAGCGGCAAACAGUCUCUCUCCAGUCUCGCUUCUUUUAUCUCCGGCUUAGAGGUUUUCCAGAUGCAAUUACGAACAGGAUAUUCGCUAGUUGAUUUAAGAACCGACCUAGCAGGUCUGUACUUGAAAUCGGGAUUGAAAGGAAUUGGAAUUACUUUCCUCAUGACUGACUCUCACGUCGCCGAUGAAAGGUUUCUGGUUCUUAUAAACGACAUGCUCGCUUUCGGUGAAAUUUCCGAAUUAUUUGCCGACGACGAAAUUGAUAAUAUUGUGAACAGUGUGCGAAACGAGGUCAAACAAACUGGCAUGAUGGAUACCAAAGAAAAUUGUUGGAAGUUUUUCAUAGACCGGGUACGAAAUCGAUUGAAAUGCAUCCUCUGUUUCUCUCCCGUUGGAGCGACAUUAAGAAACAGAGCUAGGCAAUUCCCUGCAAUUGUGAAUAACACGUCGAUCAAUUGGUUCCAAGGUUGGCCGGAAGACGCCCUGAAAUCUGUUUCCGCCAGAUUUUUGGAAGAAUUGGAGGAACUCCCUUACGAAUACAAGAAAUCAGCUUCCUUGUUUAUGUCAUUCGCGCAUACAAGCGUCAACGAAAUCUCGCUGCUUUACUUGCAAAACGAAAAAAGAUACAAUUAUACAACACCAAAAUCGUUUUUGGAACAAAUUGCGUUGUACUCGAAACUGUUGUUGGAGAAAACUUACGACGUCAAGGCGAUGAUUGAGAGAUUGAAGAAUGGUCUAGAGAAGCUCGAGUCUUGCGCUGCCCAAGUAAGCGACUUGAGAAUAGUAUUAGCAGCGCAAGAGAUCGAGCUGAAGAAGAAGAAUGAAAUCGCGGACAAAAUUCUGGCCGAGGUUCGCGCGGAAAAUACUAAAGCAGAGGCAGAGAAAACCAUUGUGUCUGAAGAAGAGGCCAAGGUAGCGGAAAUGAAGGAAAUAAUAGCAGAGAAGCAAAAGAAGUGCGACGAGGAUUUGGCAAAAGCAGAACCCGCUGUUCGUCAAGCUGAAGCUGCCCUCGAUACAUUAAAUAAAAGUAAUCUAACAGAGUUAAAGUCUUUCGGAACACCGCCGGAGCAAGUGACGAUGGUAGCAGAAGCCGUUUUGGUCCUGUUUUCUCCGAGGGGUCAGAUACCGAAAGAUAGAAGUUGGAAAGCGUGCAAAGCUAUGAUGGGUCACGUCGACAAUUUCCUAACGCAACUACGGACUUACGACAAAGAAAACAUUCACCCUAAAAUAGUUGACACUAUUCAACCUUACAUCAACAAUAAAGAUUUCGAGCCGGAGAUUAUUUACUCAAAGUCGCAAGCAGCAGCGGGUCUUUGCAGUUGGGUAAGAAAUAUAAUGGUUUUCCAUUAUAUUAACGAAACCGUAAAACCGCUGAGAGCUGCUCUCGCGCAAGCUAACGCCGAUCUAAAAGCCGCUAUGGAUCACUUGCACGCCUUGAGAGCGCGGCUAGCCGAGCUGCAAAAAGUGCUCGACGUCCUGGGAGAAAAGAUGAACGCAGCUUUAGCUGAGAAACAGAAAUGUCAGGACGAAGCUGACGCUACUGCUUUAACGAUCGAUCUCGCGAAUAGAUUAGUAAAUGGUUUGGCGUCCGAAAAAAUUCGCUGGACUGAAGAGGUCGGACAAUUGACGGAUUCGUGCGUAACGAUACCAGGCGACAUUCUGCUGGUAACAGCAUUUUUAUCGUACAUGGGUUGCUUCACCAGGAGAUAUAGAUCAGACUUGAUGUUCGAAAAUUGGUUACCGUUUCUGGAAAACUUGGAAGAGAAAAUACCAAGAACUGAAGGUCUCGACGUUCUAUCAUUUUUAACCGAUGAUGCACAAAUUGCACAAUGGAACAAUGAAGGUUUGCCGUCUGAUACCAUGUCUUCUGAGAACGCGACGAUUUUAAUGAACUCGUCGAGAUGGCCCCUGAUGAUCGAUCCACAGUUGCAAGGAAUAAAAUGGAUAAAGAAUCGAUAUGGCGAAGGUUUGCAAGUGCUUCGACUGACUCAACCGAAUUAUCUAAAUCUGAUCGAAAUCGCUAUCGCGGACGGAGGGAUUGUCCUGAUUGAGAAUAUCAUGGAAACCAUCGAUCCCGUCUUAGAUCCAGUUAUUAAGAGGGAUUUGAUAAAAAAGGGAAAGGCGAUCAAAAUCUGGGAUAGAGAAGUGGAUUACGAUCCUCGUUUCCGAUUGAUUCUACAAACGAAGCUGGCCAAUCCUCAUUACAAACCGGAAAUACAAGCACAAACAACGCUUAUCAAUUUCACUGUAACUAAAGACGGUUUGGAGGAACAGCUUUUAGGGGACGUUGUGAAAGCCGAAAGGCCUGAUUUAGAGUCGAAGAAAGCUGAAUUAACAACCCAGCAAAACACCUUCAAAAUCACGCUGAAGAUGUUGGAAGACGAUCUUUUACAUAGAUUGUCGACUGCUGGACCGAACAUAUUGAGCGACGUCGAUCUCGUGAUAAAUCUCGAGACGACGAAGAAGACGGCUGCGGAGAUAGAAAUAAAAGUGGCGGAAGCUAAAGUGACCGCUGUGAAAAUCGACGAGGCGCGAGAAAUUUACCGGCCCGUCGCGGGCAGAGCCAGUCUCUUGUACUUUGUUCUGAACGAUUUAAGAAAGAUAAACAUGCUGUAUCAAUUUUCCCUGAAAGCGUUCAGCGUCGUCUUCCUGAACGCCAUUCGAUUCGCGGAACCGGAGGAGAAUUUAAUAAAACGCGUGGCUCUUUUAAUCGACAGUAUCACUUAUCUAGUUUUCAUCUACACUAGUAGAGGAUUAUUCGAGGCAGAUAAAUUGACUUUCCUCUGCCAAAUGACGAUACAAAUUUUUAUGGAAUCAAAAGAGAUAACGCAAUCGGAACUGGAUUUUCUAUUGAAAUUCCCGUACAUACACGACUUGACUAGUCCCGUAGACUUUUUGACAAACGUCGGUUGGGGUGGAAUCAAAUAUCUAUGCCAAAUCCCCGACUUCCAAAAUCUAGAGAAAGAUAUAGAGGGUGCCGCGAAGAGGUGGAAAAAAUUCGUCGAAUCGGAAACACCGGAACGGGAAAGUUUCCCACAGGACUGGAAGAAUAAAACUGCUCUCCAAAGACUGUGCAUCAUGAGAUGCCUUAGAUUGGAUCGCAUGACUUACGCGAUCAGAUGUUUCGUAGAAGAGAAACUAGGUUCGAAAUUUGUAGAAUCUAGAUCUCCCUCUUUCCGCAAGUCCUUUGAAGAAACAAGUUCACGAACUCCUGUAUUUUUCAUUCUAUCCCCCGGUGUCGACCCUUUGAAAGAUGUCGAAAAACUGGGAGAGAAAUUGGGUUUUACGUCUGAAUUGAGGAACUUCCAUAACGUUUCACUGGGUCAAGGACAGGAACCCGUGGCCGAACAAGCUGUGCAAGUAUCAGCGGACGAAGGUCACUGGGUAAUUUUGCAAAACGUCCACUUGGUGAAAAAAUGGUUGCCCACAUUGGAGAAAAAAAUGGAGCAGUGCGCGGAGCAGCCGCACGAUGAUUAUCGAUUAUUCAUCAGCGCGGAACCCAGUCCGGAUCCGCACGAAACUCUCAUUCCUCAGGGUAUAUUGGAGUCGGCAAUAAAAAUCACAAACGAGCCACCGUCUGGAAUUCUAGCGAAUAUUCACAAGGCGUUAGAUAACUUUACUCAAGAAACUCUCGAAUCGUGCAGCAAGGAAACAGAAUUCAAAGCCAUAUUAUUCGCGCUCUGCUACUUCCACGCUGUAAUCGCACAGCGUGUGAAAUUCGGAGCGCAAGGUUGGAACAGGUCUUAUCCAUUCAACUUCGGCGAUCUAACGAUCAGCGUGUCCGUAUUAUUCAAUUACUUGGAAAACAGCAUGAAAGUACCUUGGGAAGAUCUCCGUUAUUUGUUUGGGGAAAUAAUGUACGGCGGUCAUAUAACUGAUGACUGGGACAGAAGACUGUGCAGAACGUAUUUAACAGAAUAUUUAAAACCAGAAUUAGUCGAAGGUGAAUUGUACCUCGCACCAGACUUUCUGGUGCCACCAAACAGCGAUUACGCUGCGUAUCAUCAAUACGUUGACGAUUUCCUACCCGCUGAGAGUCCCGUUCUUUAUGGACUUCAUUCAAACGCAGAAAUUGGAUUCUUGACGUCAACCGCGGAAAAUCUAUUCAGAACGUUAUUGGGAAUGCUGACGCAAGCCGUCACCGACGCGGGAGCAGGUGAAGAUUCCAAAGAGGAGAGAAUUAAAAUCAUCAUCGAAGAUUUAUUGGAUAAGCUCCCAGAGGAAUUUAACAUGAUGGAGCUUUACGCCAAAGUAGAAGAUCGUACACCGUUCGUUACGGUUGCUUUGCAAGAGUGCGAAAGAAUGAAUUUACUUUGUGAGGAACUCAGGAGAUCCUUGAUCGAAUUAGACUUGGGAUUAAAAGGCGAACUGACUAUUAAUCCCGAGAUGGAAGAUUUAGAAAAGUACAUUAUGAUGGACGCUGUGCCGCCAACUUGGACGCUGAGAGCUUAUCCUUCAAAUUUGGGACUAACUACUUGGUUUGCCGACAUGUUAAAUCGGAUAAGUGAACUGUCCAACUGGACCGCAGAUUUUAACCUACCGUCGUCGAUAUGGCUAGGUGGUUUUUUCAAUCCUCAAUCAUUGUUAACCGCGAUCAUGCAGCAAACUGCGCGGAGAAACGAAUGGCCGUUGGACAAAAUGUGUCUGUAUUGUGAAGUGAUGAGAAAAUUCAAGGAAGAAAUCACUGCAGCACCGAGGGAAGGUGCGUACAUAAAUGGACUGUACAUGGAAGGUGCGCGAUGGGACAUGCAAGCGGGAUGCAUCAUGGAUUCUCGUUUCAAAGAAUUGUUCCCAUUGAUGCCCGUCAUGUACAUCAGAGCGAUUACGCAGGACAAGCAAGACUUUAAAAAUAUAUACGAGUGCCCUGUAUACAAGACCCGAUCGCGAGGUCCCACCUACGUGUGGACGUUUAAUUUAAGGACUAAAGAGAAGGCUAGCAAGUGGAUCCUCGGUGGAGUCGCUAUUUUGUUACAGAUUUAAUUGUGCGAAUUUGACUAUUAAAUAAGUGUGAAAUAAAAAUAAAGAAUAAGUGCUGGAAUUUUGAAAAGAAAAGUAUUCUAGUUUUAUCGCUUUAAAUGCAUCUUG